Neolamprologus brichardi is the source of this 2531-nucleotide messenger RNA. Lineage: Eukaryota; Metazoa; Chordata; Actinopteri; Cichliformes; Cichlidae. The record is from RefSeq and is a predicted model, not a curated record.
UACUACCUGCUGAGUCUGGCAGCUGCAGACCUCAUCAUAGGUGUUUUCUCCAUGAAUCUAUACACCUCUUAUAUACUGAUGGGUUACUGGGCCUUGGGAAACCUCGCCUGUGACUUGUGGUUGGCAUUGGACUACGUAGCUAGCAAUGCCUCAGUCAUGAACCUGCUGGUGAUCAGUUUUGACAGAUAUUUCUCCAUCACCAGGCCUCUAACUUACAGGGCCAAACGGACUCCUAAACGAGCUGGGAUCAUGAUAGGUUUAGCAUGGCUAGUGUCACUUGUUCUGUGGGCCCCGCCUAUUCUCUGCUGGCAGUACUUUGUUGGAAAGAGGACUGUACCCGAGAGGCAAUGCCAAAUCCAGUUUUUCUCUGAGCCUGUAAUUACUUUUGGGACAGCUAUUGCAGCCUUUUACGUCCCUGUAUCUGUCAUGACAAUCCUCUACUGCAGAAUCUACAAGGAGACAGAAAAGAGGACCAAAGAUCUUGCAGAGCUUCAAGGGAUUAACUGUUCUACAGAGUCUGGGGUGGCUCAGCCUCAGAAAACCAUCAUCAGAUCUUGUUUUAGCUGUAAACUAAGCUCAGCAUCACAAGACAGGAACCAGGCCUCGUGGUCCUCCUCCACCAGGAGCAACGCAGUCAAAUCAGCAGCCACCACCAGCGAUGAGUGGUCCAAAGCUGGUCAGCUGACCACCUUUAACAGCUACGCCUCCUCCGAGGACGAGGACAGGCCAGUGUCUCCAGGAGGCUUCCAGACCUCCUUCGGGAACCAGGCUUGCAAGGCCACCAAGAGUGGAGUAUGCAGCGAGAGCGAGCAGCUCAGCAGCUACGAUGAAGAGAGUUUCUUUCAGACGCCACCCAAAAGCAACUCCCAGAAGAGCAGCAAGUGCGUGUCCUACAAGUUUAAACCAGUGACCAAGGAAAGUCACACAGAGCACCAAAGCAGAAACGGAGACACGAAAAUCACGUCGCCAACAUUCUCCUCGGCCGAGUCCAUGAGCGUUCCAUCCACCUCCACCAUGUCCAAGCCCAUAGACACAACGCUGAAAAGCCAGAUCACCAAGAGAAAAAGGAUGGUGCUGAUCAAGGAGAGAAAGGCAGCUCAAACUCUCAGCGCCAUCCUGCUGGCCUUCAUCUUAACAUGGACUCCUUAUAACAUCAUGGUGCUGAUUUCUACCUUCUGCUCUCAAUGCAUCCCCGUCUCCCUCUGGCACCUGGGCUACUGGCUGUGCUACGUCAACAGCACCGUCAAUCCCAUGUGCUACGCCCUUUGCAACAAGACUUUCCAAAAGACCUUCCGCAUGCUCUUACUCUGCCAGUGGAAAAAGAAAAGGAUCGAAGAGAAACUAUACUGGUAUGGACAAAACCCCGUGGUCAGCUCUAAAAUGACAUGAAGAAGUUGUGAGACAGUGGCUGUAAAUCACAUGUUUGCACCAAUAACUUUGGCUUUAUGAACUUGUGCAUACGUAUUAGGUGAUAUCAAAAGAUAUCCAGAGCCUAGUACAUCUUAUAGUGCUGCUCAUUAAUCAGUAGGUCUGCUAUAGUGUAUGGUAAUUGCUGCUGGAAGAAUAUUAUAUAUUUUGUACACUGUAUGUAGGGUCAAAAAUAUACAAAACAAACCAGUAUUUUUCUCCAAGUUGAAGCACAUUUACGCCAUUGAUUUACACAGCAGCACACUUUGAUAUAUGGAGACCAUCGUGAAGUUGCUCCAGUCUAAAAAGUCAAGCUGAUGCACUCAUACCCAAAAUGUCACAAGACACACAGAGCUCUUAAAUUCUUAAAGUAUUGUGCUUGUACUGAUGAGGCGUAUUUCCAAAUGGCUGUCGUUGUUUUUUUUUAAAAGGGCUAAUAUGCUUCAUCGUGAUGUUGGACUCUUGCUGUGCCACUGUAAUUUGUCCAAUGAAUAAAUGUGUAGAGAGUCAGCUUCAUUGUUUUGUCAUCACUUGCUAUGAUUUUCAUGUCGUGCGAAAUCCCAGUGCAAAAUACGGUUAUAGGAAUCAUGCGUAAAAGGCAUUAAUGGAUCACUUGAGUUUACCGAUUGGGAAUAACUAACUUGUUGAUAAUGUCAGUGUUUACAUUGGAGGUUUUGUGGAGGAUUUAACAGCUCACACUGUUUAUGAAUUCUCUUUAUUACAUUUUAUUCUCAGGAUAUUUUCUUUUUCAUUAAGCAUUGAACUACAGUAUGUUUUACUGUGGCUAAAUCAAUAUCACUGUAUUUCUGGCAAACUUGUAAUGUACUGUGGAAAAUGUGUUGGUGCGCUGCUCCUUUGUGUACCCACUGAAUGGACAGGCUAUUUUAUUUCUUUUAUCUGUCAUAAGCUAUAAUGCCAUGAAACACUUCUUGGUAACUGUGAUAAACCAGGAGUCUGCACUUGCAAUUAUCAGAAAGAAAAAAACAAAACUAAAAAACAUGCUUUGCUUCAAGUAUACUGACUUGGUGUGUGAUGGAAACAAAGCUAGAGCUAAAUCUGUACUGCGACUUUUUACUGUAUUUCAAGUUUGUGAUGCGUUUUUGUUUCUUUUCAGUAUUUUGUGA